This is a messenger RNA of Anisakis simplex (herring worm), 204 nucleotides long. Lineage: Eukaryota; Metazoa; Nematoda; Chromadorea; Rhabditida; Anisakidae. The record is from the annotation of a GenBank genome assembly.
UUCGAUUUGCUGAUUCUGCGGGAAAUAAUUCAAAAUAUGUCGGGCAUUGAGCCGACGACAGGGUUGACCUCCGAUCAGCUGGAAGCACUCUCUGGAGGACAGACACUACGUCAAGAAGUUUGCUGGUUCGUUUUCACAAGUUCGAUCGAAUCGACGUGCAAUGCAGCGGUUAAGAGACUCACUCGCGAAAGACAAUCUUGUUGA